AUGUCCCAAUGUCUUCCCAUAAGGAUUUGUGAUGAUUUUUUAAAUACCCAAGAGAAAAAACUUAAUGCUUGGUACGUCAGGAAAAAAAAGAGAUUGGAUUCUAAACUCACUUGGUUGUUACACAAAAAAGAAAGAUUGUUAUUGGCAAACAUAGCACCAAUUCGUUAUCAGUGUUGUGACCUUCAUGAAUCCGAUAAUGGCCCACAUCCUAACGGUCUUAAAAUGUGCAAUAAUAAUGAUUGUUCCUUUAUUGAUCCUCGACCUGAGACACAUGAAUGUCACACCAUUAUCAUUCCAACUGAACUGUUUAUGCAUCCUCAUACAUCUUCCCUAACGAAUAUUAGAGAAAAAUGGUUCGUGAAUUUAUCGUCCAUAGAGAUUCCUUAUGACAUCCAAUGCUUUUUACAGUUGGGAGAGGGUUUUGCACUGCCUUAUAACAAAAAAAGUAACAUCGUGCUUGAAUGUAUUAAAAGCGUGGAGAAUAGCACUUUAAGAAUGCCUAUCAAUCGUAAAGUCAUGGUUACUAAUAACACGAUUCCUAUUCUGAAUGGCAUAAUUUCUAAUCCAAUUUUCAGGUCUCCUUCUGACCUAAAAUUAAAACAGAUGGAGUCAUAUACCAGCGAGUUCAUCUCCACACAUCCUAAUAUUAUUUUCACACACGCUGAUAAGGGAAACGUAACAGUUGCCAGGGACAAGGAUUCAUACAUUGAUAAUAUGAAUAUAUUAUUUAGUGAUAGAGAUACUUAUACACCCGUUAAGAAAAAUCCGGUUAGAAGUCUCACCACAUCCUUACGUACGCUGCUCACCAGGUGGAAAAAGAAGGAAUACAUUGAUGACUUAGUCUAUAGAAAAUUAUAUUGUAGCGACGGAGUAUUGCCCAGAGCCUAUGGUGUGCCAAAGAUACACAAACCACAUUGUCUUUUGAGAAUUAUUGUAUCGUCUGUCGGCAGCCCCCUGCAUGCGUUGGCGACUUUUUUGUAUAGAAUAUUAUUUGAAUCAAUCCCUCAGACUGGGAGUAAUAUAAAAAAUAGUUUUCAAUUGAUCGAAAAAUUAAAAGACUUACCGAUUCAUGAUAAUUAUAGUCUAGUCUCUUUUGAUGUGGUUUCGUUAUUUACUAAUGUUCCGUUGAAUAUUGCACUUGAUUGCAUCAAUGAUUUUUGGCAUUCUGUGUCACUCCAUUGUUCUAUGCCUAAGAACGAGUUUUUGAUUGCUAUGCAGUUGGUUUUUGAGUCAACCUUUUUUGUGUUUGAUAACAAAAUUUAUAAGCAAUGUUUUGGCACACCCAUGGGCUCUCCUUUGUCUCCCAUCAUUGCUGAUUUAGUGAUGAGAAGAUUGGAGGGAUGGGCGUUGUCGAAAAUUAAUACUGACCCACUGUUUUACUAUAGAUAUGUCGACGACGUUUGCAUGGCAGUGGUUCCGUCUGACAUUGACGCAUUAUUUAAAAAGUUCAACGAAUUCCACCCUCGUCUGAAGUUCACUGUAGAAAGGGGUGAUGAUAGGAUUAAUUUCUUAGAUGUCACAAUUUUCAUACAUAAUAACAACUUUGUUUUUGAUUGGUACCGUAAACCUACUUUUUCGGGUAGAUUUCUGAAUUUUCUCUCGAAUCAUCCACUUUCACAGAAGAGAGGCACGGUGUUUUCGCUUGUUGACAGAGCAUUUUUAUUGUCUGACUACAAAUUCCAUUCCAAAAAUUUAAUUUUUAUUAUUAAUACGUUAUUAGAUAAUGAUUAUCCGAUAACUUUUAUUUUUGAGACUGUAAAUCAACGAAUAAAACAUUUAUUAAAAUCCAAACACGUCACACAACUGACGUCUACUGAUAUCUCUAAUAACAAAGAAACAGUAUCUUGGUUGACGGUACCUUUCAUUCCCUUUCAUACGGAAAAAUUUAAAAGAUUCAAUUGUAAUGACAUCAGAGUAUCUUAUCGCAGUCCGAACAAAAUGGGCAAGUACAUUAAAGUACAGAAAGAUGCUUUAAAGAAGAAUUGUAAAAGCAAUGUAGUGUACAAGAUAUCUUGCAAUGAUUGCGACGCGUCGUACGUUGGACAGACUGGUAGGCAGUUAAAAACUCGAAUCUCGGAGCAUCGAAACCAUAUCAGACACAAAUCAGCGACACGGUCGGUAGUCACGGAGCAUAGACUAUUCAACAAUCACGAUUUUCGAUGGGAUGAUGUGAAGAUAUUGGAUGAAGAACCUAUCUACAGGAAGAGAUUGAUUUCUGAAAUGGUCAACAUUAAGAAACAAACAAAUAGUUUGAAUUUGCAAACCGAUACAGAAGGUCUACAUAAAGCGUACUUGCCUAUCAUAAACAAAAUGUGA
Trachymyrmex cornetzi is the source of this 2316-nucleotide messenger RNA. RefSeq lists its product as uncharacterized. The transcript has a single exon. Lineage: Eukaryota; Metazoa; Arthropoda; Insecta; Hymenoptera; Formicidae. The record is from RefSeq and is a predicted model, not a curated record. The coding region runs from base 1 to 2316 and encodes 771 amino acids.